Molecule: messenger RNA, 660 nt
Organism: Triticum turgidum subsp. durum (durum wheat)
Lineage: Eukaryota; Viridiplantae; Streptophyta; Magnoliopsida; Poales; Poaceae
Source: the annotation of a GenBank genome assembly
AUGGCCGAGCAGGGGAACAAGACGACGAGCUGGUGGAGGAGGUUCCGGUGGCUAUACGCGGUGCGGUGCACCUUAGCGUGCGUGGUCACCAUGGUGGCCGUGGCAGUGAUCGUCCGGGCGGUGGUGGUGAUGCUCCGCCCCGAGAAGCUCCAGCUGAAGCUCGCCGCCGGCCGCAUAGCUGCCAACUACAUACCGUCGCUGCCACCCCCGGGCAACGAGGUGUGGCUCAAGUUCGUCCUCAGGGCCUACAACCCAAGCGGGCGCGCCACCCUCGAGUACGCCAACGUCACCGUCCGGCUCACGGACGCGUCGUCGUCAUCUUCUUCAGCGGAGGCGCCUACAGCGAGGAUCGCCGAGUUCGACCUUCCGAAGCCCAUCGACGUGAUGCAGAAGACAUUGAGCGAGGUGCUCGUGCCGUUGUCGCUGGUGCCGAAGGAGGACCUACCGAUGCGGUACGUGCGCGCGCUCUACGAGGGGCGCGGCGUGGCCGACGCGGAGAUGGAGCUGAGAGGGAUCUUGUCCACCCACGUGGCGAUGUCCACCACAAGUGUCCUCACCACGUACUACUGCUGGCCGGUGACCAUCGCCGUCGGCCCGGGCGACUACGCCGCCGCCGACGUGGCCUGCUUCGACAAGUUGGACGCCCCGGCUCAUGUGUGA